GGUUGUGUUUGACAACAGCCUCAGAAAUUAACAAAUCUAAAUACAACGCCUCAAUGAUCGGUUUAGUCCGCGUCUAGAGGACCGACAGGUUGGCCUGGUCGAAGUCGCAAAUAUUGACUGUCCCACGGCCUCAUGUCCACCAGCGAAUUGUCGCAGGCUCUGAAUCCUUUCUUUGCGCAAUCCAGGCCUAAAUCUUCAAACACUCAAAAUCAGUCCGUUCAGCCCAGCCAAGCACAUGAGCCACAUCACACUGAGCUCGAGCCUGCCAUCUCGGAGCCCCAGAGGCCCCCUGCGGCAUCAACAACGCGUCUUCAGAACUUGGCCGUUCGUCCUGGCAACGCAACCUCCAGUGGGACUCACCCAUUCCAGAUAGUGAUGAAUUACUUAAAUUCAGCGCGUGAGUCACAAGAAAUAGAACAAAAACGGAGACUCGCAUGGGAACAAGAACAAGAGGCCAAGUACACACUACGGCAGGCAGAAAUGGAGCGUCGAAUGCUCGAGAUGCAACAAGAGCUCGGUGCGCUCAAAGCGAAGAUCGCCUUUGGAACUCCGAAAGCUCCGGCAACUUCACCUUCAGUGCAGACGCCUUCUGCGACGGACCAACAGUCCACGCCAAUGACCUCGCCCGUGUUGUCCCAUUCUUCCACAAUCGCAGGGCACCAUGCAUCGCCCGAUCUAGGACAUGCCACAUCACCUUCUGUUUUGCCUCACACGUCAGCUUCGUCUGAUGUAGACCCAGCUGCUGCUUCUCCUUCUGUUGGACACACCACAAACUCGGCCCACGCUUCCCCCCUUCUCCCUAGGCCAGCGCGGUUUAUCAACGUUGAUCCCUCAUCCUCCCGGCGCAGCAGCUCAUCUAAUCCACGCAAGAGACCGACGCUUGAUAACACAAGUGGUGAAGAUGAUAGUGACGGUUCCGAGUAUUCAUUAGUAGAACGACCGAUAAAACGAAAGAAUCAUCACGACACUCGUUGUCUUACCAUACAGCAUGCUAUGCGCAGCCAUCUGUUGCACGUCAUGCAGAUUGAGGACGACAAGCACCUUCCUGAUAUUCACACCGAAGGUAUUUUGCUGGGUCCCAACGAUCCUGUCCGUUUCGUCUGGGACAAGACACCUAAACAAUCUGUCCACAAUGGACGCAUGAAAGAGCGCGUGCUACAGGACAUCAGAGCCCAUCGCCACCUGUAUAAACACGUUCCCGAUAAGGAUUUCAACAAAAGAUCUCUGGAAUCCGUUUUCGACCAGGCAUUCGUUACACUCAGACAGAAGUUCAGGGCUCAACGGGACGCCUCCAUCGCUAUAAACCAAAAACAGCGAGAAGAUGUCAAAGCAAUGCGAUCCAGAAGAUUAAGCCGUAAGAAGACGAAACUAAGCAAUCGUUCAGACGCUCGAAAUAAAAUUGAAGUCUUUGAGCAUGCCAUAUUUGACGGGGCUUUACAAGUGGAAUGUAUGUCUUCCGAGGAAUCUGAAACUGAAGAGGAUCCGGUCGUCGGUUCCCGUAUGACUUCGCUACGUGUUCGGGGGUUCCCUUGGCGUAGCACCCGGUUACUGCGCUUUUUCGACAUACUGGACGAUCAUGACAAAGCGGAUAGCUCACAAAAGCCGCGGAGAGGCGUCGGAAGGAAAGAACGAUUUCAUGGUUCACCGAAAGAAGGCCUCAUUCUCCCGCCUAAAGGCGUAGCCACAUGGAUGAUCAGCAAACGCUGGAUAAGUGCGAUGCAGGCGUCUCACUUGGAGGUAUUGGGUAGUUUGAAGGAUGUUGUUUUGGAUCCGGUUGGCUUUGAUUGGAGCCAGUUUCAUGCCCUUGGUGAGGAGAGUGAGGACGAAGAGAGACUCGAUAGGGACCGACACCAUGACAUGAUGAUUGCGCAUAAUGGUUUACACUUUACUCAUCCCGGUGAUGGCACGGCUAUCAGUGCUAUUUCUUCUUUAUAUAAUGCUUUGGUACAUACCCAAUAGGUUCGAAUGUGAAGGCAAUAACUUACAUCUCGUGUACGGAAACUAAUAUAUGUACAGUGGAACGUCGAAAUGUUUGAUUAUACUAUCCGGGGGUUAUCAG
Molecule: messenger RNA, 2059 nt
Organism: Suillus bovinus
Lineage: Eukaryota; Fungi; Basidiomycota; Agaricomycetes; Boletales; Suillaceae
Exons: 4
Coding region: 133-1959 (608 amino acids)
Source: RefSeq, a predicted model, not a curated record